CGGAGUGACCGCGAGCCUCCAUGCUCUGGCUGGCCGGCGUCCCUCGGCCGUGAGCGCCACCCGUCGGGCGUGACCCGGGCGCUGCCCCGAAGCCUGCCUGGCACCUGAGUGUGGCUCGCUGACUCGCAGCCUCCCCGUCGUGUCCAGAGCGUGUGCGCUCUUUGUGCCCCCGCGCUGGUUGCUCGUCGCCGGCCAGCUGAGCCUGAGGCUGGGACAGCCAACCAUAAAAACACCAUGAAAGAAACUGAUAUCAAGACACUACUAUAUGCUCAUUUUCUAUGCAUCUUUUCAGUGAUUCUAAGUGUCCUUCUGCCAUCGUUCUUCCUGGAGAAUUUCUCAAUAUUGGACACGCACUUGACAUGGUUGUGCAUCUGUUCUCUUUUUGUAAUUUCAAUCAAUCUUGUGUUAUAUUUAGUACCAAAGCCAAAUACAUCUUCUAAAAGAAGUUCAUUAUCACAUAAGGUAACCAGAUUUUUGAAAUGCUGUAUCUACUUCCUUGUGUCUUGUUUCUCCCUUCAUGUGGUUUUUGUUCUGUAUGGAGCACCACUAGUUGAGUUGGUGUUGGAAACAUUUUUAUUUGCAGUUAUUUUGUCUACUUUUACUACUGUACCUUGUUUAUGUCUGUUAGGACCAAACCUCAAAGCAUGGCUGAGAGUUUUCAGUAAAAAUGGAGUUACAUCCAUAUGGGAGAACAGUCUCCAAAUCACCACAAUUUCUAGUUUUGUAGGAGCAUGGCUUGGCGCGUUUCCUAUUCCGUUAGAUUGGGAAAGACCAUGGCAGGUAUGGCCCAUCUCCUGUACGCUUGGAGCAACCUUUGGCUAUGUGGCUGGCCUUGUUAUUUCACCACUCUGGAUAUACUGGAAUAGAAAGCAACUUACAUACAAGAACAAUUAACUGGAGCAAAGGGAGAAGAUAAUUCUUUGUGCAGAUUCCGUAAGGGCUGUGCAGUAAUGUAUAUGGUCGAAGCCAAGCAGUUCCAUUUACAGCACUGUUGUUGUUUAAUGUAGUUUCACCAUGUGAUUGUAGCUUUUUAAACUAUGAAAACCCUGAGAGAUUGUACCUUCUAGUUGAAAUAAAGUAUUUAUAACAGA
Chinchilla lanigera (long-tailed chinchilla) is the source of this 1091-nucleotide messenger RNA. RefSeq names its product phosphatidylinositol glycan anchor biosynthesis, class F (gene Pigf). Gene Ontology annotation, cellular component: endoplasmic reticulum membrane. Lineage: Eukaryota; Metazoa; Chordata; Mammalia; Rodentia; Chinchillidae. Gene Ontology annotation, biological process: GPI anchor biosynthetic process. The transcript has 6 exons. The record is from RefSeq and is a predicted model, not a curated record. The coding region runs from base 235 to 894 and encodes 219 amino acids.